AUGCAGCACCUACCAACAGAGAUUCUCGGAAUGAUAGGGAAGUUCAUCGCCUUGGACAUAGAUGAGGAUUGCGAAAGGAUACGGAGAUCGACCUUGCUUGCUUUGACUCUGUGCUGUCAGAAAUUCCACAGGAUAUUCGAACCAUUACUCUAUUACCAUCUUGACCUGGGCUAUGCCCACUCCCUCACCGGCGCUCAUAUCCAUCUUAUUAUUCGCUUCUGGAGAUAUCCUGAGGUAGCAGAUUGGGUUCGCAGCCUCAGACUUUACUGGGAUAGUAACGAGCCUAUCCCUAUUUAUAAAGCCAGUCAUGAGGAUAUUGAGAGAUUUGUAUACUUGGUGCCUCUAGCACUAAACAAGAUUUUCACGCCAAUCGAUCGGUUUCAAGGCAAGUGGAAGAACGCCCUAUAUGAAUUCAAGACGGAGGCUUGGAUAGGACUCCUGUUUGCUAAAUUGACGCACCUGGAGCGCAUUGAAUUUGAUCAAGGAAACUCACCUCUGUUUACCACUCUUUUAUACAAAGCUGCGAAGCGGGAGCAACCUUUUCAUGAAGCCCCACCAUUUCCCUUCCUCCGAGAAGUCAUCGCCUACUGUCGAGAUAAAGGUGACGGGGUCGACGAGCAUUUCCUAACACCGUUUCUCUAUUUCCCAAGUGUCCAGUCCAUCACAGGCUAUGCAAUUUGUGCAGAUGAUAGCAGUGAUGAAGAGGAGGAAAUUGAUUCUGGCAUUCAUGGGUCUCGCCUCUCAGCUGGUCCUGUUAAACAGAUCUCAUUAGACGAAGUCUGGGGGUGCACCGGGAUGCUCAAGUGGCUCAAAGUGUGCAAAGAAUUGGAACAUUUCUCAAUCGAGGCCUCACUUCACCCAGACAUGGAGGAUAUUGAAAAACUCCUUGAUACUCGAAAACUUUAUCAGGCUCUUCUUCCAUUCAAAGAUACCCUCAAAUCUCUCAGCGUGACAUAUGAUAAGGAAUACAAUACUUGUCUUUACAUGAAUGGGGGAAUCGGGGUUUGUGAGGAUAACAUCCCGUUUGAAUCCUUUCGAGAAUUCUCUGCCCUUGAGCAUUUGACUAUUCGGCAUGCCCACCUCGUAUCGAUUUUUUCGCACGCUGCUGUAAAGAAACCCAGCAUUGGUCGGCUUGUUGAUAGGCUUCCGAGCUCCCUGCAAACUCUUUCUGUCCAAGACGUUCUCCCCGAUAAUAGUGGUCUGCUGACGGAACUCUUAAUGGUUGUUCAAGAUCGAAGUUUGUUUCCUCACUUGAAGAGUUUGGAACUCAGGGACAAGCCUCUGGAUUCGCCUGUAUCAGAUGAUGAAACGAUACCGGAUGGAACAACAGUGGUUGGGGCAGCAGCGGGACUGAAUAUGGCUCUCGUAAAAGAAGAAGCCGACAGAGAAUAUGCGGAUACAGAAAGGUUGAGGCGGGAAUGUGAGGCUAGAGGCAUCGACAUGCAAUGGUUCAUGGAAGGAAUGUCGGACAGCGAAGACGAGGGUGAAGUACAUAAUGCAGGACAUUAA
Molecule: messenger RNA, 1509 nt
Organism: Aspergillus tubingensis
Lineage: Eukaryota; Fungi; Ascomycota; Eurotiomycetes; Eurotiales; Aspergillaceae
Product: DEAD/DEAH box helicase family protein
Exons: 1
Coding region: 1-1509 (502 amino acids)
Source: RefSeq, a predicted model, not a curated record